AUGUUUGUUUUUCUUUUUUUUUAUCAGUUACAGUUCUAUCUAUCUAUCUAUCUAUCUAUCUAUGUCUGUUCAUAUCUAUCUAUCUAUCUAUCUAUCUAUCUAUCUAUCUAUCUAUCUAUCUAUCUAUCUAUCUUUUUAUAUCUGUUCAUAUCUAUCUAUCUAUCUAUCUAUCUAUCUAUCUAUCUAUCUAUCUAUCUAUGUCUGUUCAUAUCUAUCUAUCUAUCUAUCUAUCUAUCUAUCUAUCUAUCUAUCUAUGUCUGUUCAUAUCUAUCUAUCUAUCUAUCUAUCUAUCUAUCUAUCUAUUACUUUAAUAUGCAUUUACUUUUACGCUUUUUCUUUCUUUCUUUUUUCAAUCAUCUUUCAUUUUUUCUUCAUUCGCUUUUUUCCUUAGCCAAUUAUCCUUCGCAUCUCUCUUCCUUCCCUCCUUCCUUCCUUCUUUCAAUUCUUUCUUUCUUUCUUUUCUUCAAUUAUCCUUUUCAUUCUUUAAUCUUUAUUCACUUUUUUUUUUCUUUCUUUCUUUCUUUUUUCUCCAAUUAUCCUUCCUUUCUUUAUUCCUUUUUCAAUUAUUUUCCUUUCAUUAUUCCUUUAAUAUUUUUCUUUCUUUUUUUCUUUCUUUCUUUCUUUCUUCAAUUACCUUUCAUUCUUUCUUUAUUUACUUUUCUUUCUUUAUCCAAUUAUCCUUCCUUUCUUUAUUCCUUUAAUAUUUUUCUUUCUUUCUUUCUUUCUUUCUUUCUUUCUUUCUUUCUUUCUUUCUUUCUUUCUUUUCUUUCUUUUUCAAUUUCCUUCCUUUCUUUAUUCCUUUUAUUUUCUUUCUUUCUUUCUUUCUUUUCUUUCUUUCUUUCUUUAUUUUUAUUCUUUCUUUUUUACUUUUUUUCUUUAUUCAAUUAUCCUUCCUUUUCUUUUAUUCCUUUAAUAUUUUUUUCUUUCUUUCUUUCUUUCUUUCUUUCUUUUCAUCUUUUAUUUACUUUUCUUUCUUUCUUUAUCCUUCGUAUCAUUUCUUCUUUAAUUUAUUUUACCUUUUUCAUUCUUUUUUUUAUUUACAUUUUUUUCUUUUAUUCAAUUAUCCUUCCUUUCAUUAUUCCUUUAAUAUUUUUUCUUUUUUUACUUUUCUUUCUUUCUUCAAUUAUUCCUUUUCAUUUUUCUUUCUUUCUUUAUUUACUUUUUUUCUUUCUUUCUUUUCUUUAUCCAAUUAUCCUUCCUUUCUUUAUUCCUUUAAUAUUUUUCUUUCUUUCUUUCUUUCUUUCUUUCUUUCUUUCUUUCUUUCUACAAUUACCUUUCAUUCUUUAUUUACUUUUCUUUCUUUAUUCAAUUAUCCUUCCUUUCUUUAUUCCUUUAAUAUUUUUCUUUCUUUCUUUCUUUCUUUCUUUCUUUCUUUCUUUCUUUCUUUCUUUCUUUCUUCAAUUACCUUUCAUUCUUUAUUUACUUUUCUUUCUUUAUUCACUUAUCCUUCGUAUCAUUUCUUCUUUAUUCAAUUAUCCUUCCUUUCAGUUUAUUUUUUUUUCUUUCUUUCUUUCUUUUCUUUUUUUUCUUUCUUUUUUUUCUUGUUUUCCUUUCUUUUUAUUCCCUUCCCUCUUUUUACAUUUUUUUUUUUUAUUUCUUGUUUUCUUUCUUGUUUUUUCUUGUUUUCCCUCUUCCUUCCUUCUUUCACAUUUUCUUUCUUUCUGUCUGUCUUUCUGUCUGUCUUUCUUUCUUUCUUUCUUUUCUUUCUUUCUUUCUUUCUUUCAGCCAUUUGAACUUAGCGCUUCAUUCUAA
Messenger RNA from Acanthosepion pharaonis, 1752 nucleotides. The record is from the annotation of a GenBank genome assembly. NCBI's taxonomy places the organism in Eukaryota, Metazoa, Mollusca, Cephalopoda, Sepiida, Sepiidae.